Plasmodium vinckei vinckei is the source of this 555-nucleotide messenger RNA. RefSeq names its product trafficking protein particle complex subunit 5, putative. The transcript has a single exon. Lineage: Eukaryota; Apicomplexa; Aconoidasida; Haemosporida; Plasmodiidae. The record is from RefSeq and is a predicted model, not a curated record. Gene Ontology annotation, biological process: endoplasmic reticulum to Golgi vesicle-mediated transport. The coding region runs from base 1 to 555 and encodes 184 amino acids. Gene Ontology annotation, cellular component: TRAPPII protein complex; TRAPPI protein complex; TRAPPIII protein complex.
AUGGAUAAAGGAAAAAACGAGAUUAAAAAAGAAUUAUUAAAAGCCAAAAAAAAUGUAAGUCUAAGUGCCUUUAGUAUAUUAUUUUGUGAAAUAGUUCAAUAUUGUUUAUACAAAAGUAAAAAGGGAUAUAGAAUAGAGGAUUGUUUACAUGAAAUGGGAAUACGUGUAGGUUAUAAAUUAAAUGAGUAUUUAUGCUAUCGAAAUAAAGCAAAAAGAAGUAUAAAUAUAUUAAAUAUUUUAACAUUUAUUUCAAAACAUUUAUGGAAAUAUUUAUUUGACUAUUCAUCAGAUUUACUUAAAUCUCAAGAUAGUAUAUAUGAAUAUAUGAUUUGUGAUCAAAACAUUUUAUUAAAUAAAUUUAUAACAGUACCAAAGGAUUAUGGUAAUAUAAAUUGCGCAUCAUUUGCUGCUGGUAUUGUUGAGGGUUUUCUUUGUAGUUCUGAAUUUCAAGCUGAAGUUACUGCACAUACUGUAAAUAAAAAUGACAAAACUGAAAAUACAACUAUUUUUAUAAAAUUUUAUCCUGAAGUAAUUGAACGUGAAAAAAAUAACUAA